AUGGCGAAAAAAUUGCAGAUGAAUGAUGGAAUUAGUAAUGCUGUAUGUCAGAAGAGAUUAUUGUCUCAUUUGGAGAACGAUGAAUGUGAACAAUUUUUUAAGUGUUGGAAUGAGUUAUUUGUUGAAGAAUGUAGUAAAUCUGCGGAAGUAAUUUCAUUGGAAUUUAAUAUCCAUUUGUAUUUCGUGACAUUUCCGCUUCGUAAAUCACCAUCAGUUAGUGAUAAAGAAGAAUAUAGGAAAAGAAUUGAAGGAUUGAAGAAAUUGUUGGAGGAUGAAAAUGGUAUCAGAUACAGUGCUGAUGUUCAGCUUGUUCAGUACUUUGCAUUACCUUAUGUUGUUGAGCCUGAAAAACAUCCUGUUUUUAAAGAAUUAGCUCAAAAGAAAUGGGCCAAAAGUCUUUUUGAAAAUUUAAGUGUAUUUUUGGCAAAUUAUGCGACAAAUAUCGAUGAUACUCAAAAUGUUUUAUUACAAAAAUGGAUGACAGCUUAUCGAUUACAAUAUAAUGAAUUGUUGGAAAAAAAAUGUCUCAAAUUACAAUAUAAUUACAAUCGGAUUGUUGAUAUUGUCAACGAAAUGUUUAAUUACGUGGAACAAUCAAAUAAAGAAGUGGGAGUAAUUCAUCUAUCACCUGAAUAUAUUAUGGAAAUGAAGGCGCGUUUUGAAGAUGUAACAGCAAGCGCAGAACAACAUAUGCAAACAAAUAUUGCUAGUAUAAGUGAAACAUCAGACAAAAAGUGUGAUAGGCCUGGAAAAUUAAGUACACGUAUGAAAAAGAAGAAUAGAACAGUGAAAAAUGAUGAAACAGUUGACAAAUUGACGCCAAUGGUUCCAUCAAAAACACUUAUCAAAUUGAAAGAGAUGAAAGAGGAAGAGGAAGUGAUAAUGGACGAUGUGAUUGGAAGGCUUAAUUAUACCAAAAUUGGAAAUUGUCUGAUUAAGAGUGCUUCAGCAAGGCUUAGUUCUCUUUUAUUGCAAGCCUUACGUCAGCGUAUAACAAGAAUACCAAUUGAGAGUGCUGGACAGGUGUUGGAGGUUUAUGCAAAUAACGAUUUAUUGUUAUUGAAACAUUUGAAAAAUAGUGUAGUAAGUGUAAUUACAUCACAAGGUGAUAAUGGAAAUGACACGAAAGAAGAAUUGUGCCGCUUACUAAACUCUAUCGCAUCAUUUAAUCUUGGCCGAAACUAUCUCUUGGCCAAUAAUCAGGGCAAGGAAUUAAUUGCAACAUUAACGAUGGCUUUAAAAACCAAAAAAUUACACCAUUAUGCGGGUGAACAUGUCCUGGCAACACUUCAAAAGCUUAGUAUAAGAUCAUCGGUGCAAAAAGAAUUGAUAAAACUAGGUAUGGUGGAAUGGUUAUCAAUAUACCUUGGUGGUAAAUUAAGUCCAACAGCGCUUGAUUAUGGUUGUGCAUUAUUGUUAAAUUUAUGCUUAGAUCCAUCUGGCAGAUCAGCAGCUUCACGUGUGGCUACAAUUUUUACUACAACAAUAGCAAAUUUAAUAUCUGAUCAUAAAUUACAGGUAUGCACAUACAUUAACGGUAUACUCUUCACAAUACUCGGUAUUGCACAAAUAAAAGCACGAGUAAAAGAGAUCAAUUUAAUUAAUGCUGUCAAAGAGAAAAUAAACAAUCAUCAUUGCAAGGAUGACGAGAAACAGCUACCGAUUAUUUACAAAAUUCUUAACGGUGGUAAGCAUGAAGAAUUAUUUGUUAAAUGA
Brugia pahangi is the source of this 1716-nucleotide messenger RNA. Lineage: Eukaryota; Metazoa; Nematoda; Chromadorea; Rhabditida; Onchocercidae. The record is from the annotation of a GenBank genome assembly.